Messenger RNA from Leptopilina heterotoma, 2545 nucleotides. RefSeq lists its product as uncharacterized. The record is from RefSeq and is a predicted model, not a curated record. The transcript has 2 exons. Bases 1007 to 1810 code for a protein of 267 amino acids. Lineage: Eukaryota; Metazoa; Arthropoda; Insecta; Hymenoptera; Figitidae.
UUCGCAAUUUCAUUUUUCAUGUUGAAAGGUUUAACUAAUAACCUAAUAAUAUUCUAAUUAUUGUUAAUAAACUGUUGAAAUGUGAGUAAAAUAUAUACAAAAUACAUCAACUUGAGAAGAGAAAAUAUUAAAGGAAAAAAGAGAUUUCGAAAAAUUAGUUGACUUACCGUUUAAUCCAUAAAAGAUGCCUAUUUAUUCGAAGAGUGCCAGAUGCUUUCCGAAUGAAUGCUACAUUUGCAAAUCGAGAAAAACUUUAAUAAGAUGCGGAUGCAACAUGAUUUCCUACUGUUCAAAGGAUCAUCGACAACAACACCAAUCAACACACAAAGAUUUUUGCACAGCAGUAAAAGAAUUGUUGAAAAGAAGAAAAAUCACUCACAUUUAUGAACAGCUUUCUUAUAUAAGCAUUCUCGAGUGGGAUACAACAAGAGAAGAAAUCCGGAAUGAAAUCAUAAAGAAACUGGGAAGAACUUUAAGUCCACUGGAGAAUUUUAUGUUUUAUUCUCCACGAAUUUGUUAUUAUUUCGAUUGUUGCGAAACAAAACAAGAGGAUUUAAUUAAUUGCCCGUAUUGUCCAGUAGCGAGCUUUUGCAAAAGACACAAAAAUGAUAAAACUCAUAAAGAAUAUUGUAAAACAAUGAGCACAUAUUUGAAAGUAUUAACGACGGCCGAGGAAUUAAAUAUUGAUUUAGAUUUUCUAUCGUCUGCUUUUCCAUUUAUUGAAGAGAAAUAUCAGUCCGUAAAUAUUGAUGAUCUUACAUUGACGUAUGUAACAACUAAAACAAACACAUUCGGAGUGCUCUCGAAAUUACAUUAAGUUUUUCUCAUUAAUUUUAUUGACUUUGCUUCAAAAAUUAAUAACGUUUUACAAAAAAUAAACGACACAAUUCCAGAGGAAUUGACAAUUCACAUUGAUGACCUUUCCUAUUAUUAUUCAGUAGCAAAAGUUAAUUUUUGGGAAUUUCUCUUGCAUCUGAAUCCACGGAUAAAGAAAUUAAAAAUUGUCAUGACUACAAUUCCAGAUCCAUCUGGAUUAAAGACGUCUCUUUGUAAAAAUUGUCAUUCAGAGGGAAGGAAUUUUAUUCUUGAAGUUUCAAAAAAAUCUUACGAAAAUUACAUGCUGGAUGAAAAUUAUCAAGAACCGGACAUACUGAUUUAUGUUGAGAUCAAUAUUCAAAGACUGUCUCAAGGAUUAAAUAAGUGGAGUGAAUUAAAUUGUCCCAUUAUUCUGCAAUUCGAUUCACACUCCGAUUUUUGUAAAGCACAACAUUUUCUCUCGUCGUCUAGAGCAAAGUUUCGAUUUAUUCACGAAGGACAACUGAAGACACCAUUCAGUACAUUAUCCUCAAUUGAUAAUGAAGAUUAUUUUAUAAUUCUACAAUCAAAGGUAGACAAAAUACUUCAAAAAUCUGUUUGUUCGACAACUGGCGAAAUCAACAAGAAAACAAAUACACCUGCUUCAUCGUCAUCGAAACGUUCAUUUGUGGCUAUUUCUGAACCUGCAGACGAGGAGGAAGGAAAGAAGAAUAAAAAAUCAAAAACUGAAAAUUGUUCAAAGUCCAUCGAUGCGGAAAAUUUUGAUCCAAAUGUCGAAGAAGGAAAAAUUGCCAAAAAGAACGAUAAAGUUAAUUCUCAAUCAUAUCUAAUCGAACACAUUUCGUACCUUAAAAACGAAAACGAAGGCUUACGACAACAAUUAAAUUCAUCAGUUAAUGAGGUAACUAAACUGCAAACAAAACUCAAUCAAGUUACUUCCGAUUUAGAAAAAAUUUUACGUGGUAUUGUCGAUUCUGAAGAGGCACUACAAUGAAAGACACAUACGAAUUAGUCGUGUGUGAAAAGAAGAAAAAUUUGAAAUGUCGCAAAAAUUCCCCCAUGGUUAUAUCUUUAAAAAAGAUUCUUCUAAUUUAUAUUCUUUUUUGAAUUUAAAAUUCAAAUAUUCUUUUUCUUUUAUUCUCUUUAAGAUUUUUAAGGAUUUAAAAUUUGAAAGAAGGUUGAAAUGAAAUGUAAAUAUCUGUCAAGGAUAUAAUAUUAUUAUUAUUAUUUCGAUAUAAAAGAAUACUUGUCUAAAUUCCAUUUAAUGUUUUAUUUUUUAUAUUUAAAAAGGAAUUUGUAAUUCUAUAAAAAUAUUUUUAUGUUAUUAAAUUAUUUUUAAUAAAUCUUUUUCGAAGACAAUUUUUAGAAUUUACUGUGGGUGUUUAACUAUUAUUUUAAGAAUAAUAAUUAUUAAUAAACUAUUUAAAAUUGUGUAAGGGGAAUUUCUGGUGCAGAAUUGGUAUAAAACACUACACUUUUUUAAACCCCUAUUUGUAAGAACUGUAUUAUAGUUAUUGCAAGAAUUUUUGGAGCACGUCAUGUUUUCGAAUAAUAUUCUAAUCUAAAAGUGCAAAAAUUGUGUAUUUUGGCCAUAUUUGAGGUUAUAUGUAACAUUUAAUUUUUUAAAAAGGUUGGUUCGACAUCUGAAAGUACUAUUCCUCUCCUUGAAAAUGCAUUUUGAAAUGUUAAAAAAUCUUUUGAAAUUUUUUGGAAUUUGGUAAAUUUUAUC